This is a messenger RNA of Peronospora belbahrii, 1137 nucleotides long. Lineage: Eukaryota; Oomycota; Peronosporomycetes; Peronosporales; Peronosporaceae. The record is from the annotation of a GenBank genome assembly.
AUGUUGGAGAAUGCAAAGAAACAAGAUGAUCAACAGGUCAAAGAAAUCGCUAGCAAGCUGGAAAUUACACAGGCAUUGAACUGGGCAAAAACGGAGAAGAGCCCAAAAGACGUCAUUGGAUGGCUUGGAUCCAAUGAUAACUGGGAGAACCUUUUGACAAGCCCAGCACUGAACAUUUGUUUUGUAAAGGCGCUACUCACGCACUGGUCGAAUGAUCCGAAAACGAGCACGCAGGUUUACUCGUUGUUUCAGAUCGACAAGGUAGAUAAUGCAUUGGAUAGUCCUCUCUUGCUCUUGUGGGCUUCCUACUGUGAUUCAAUGGGGCACGAUCCGGUAGCAUUUUUGUUUGAAAAUUUGCAAGCUCACUACAAGCAUGACGAAAAGCAUGACGCAAAACUUGCACGUGCGAUAAUCGAUGCAAAGCAAAAGCACCCCCACGACGAAUUUUUUGUAAAGAUGGAGCAAAAACUGUUGACGACAUGGCAGGCAGAGGAAAAAGACGAGGGUCUAGUUUUCGAUCUUCUAGGAUUGGACAAGGUUGAGACUAACAUAUUUGCACUUCCGGCCAUGGAGACUUGGGUUUUGUACGUCCAAAAGUUAACAGGGGAGAAAUGGAAGGUGGCCGUUUUGAAGUUUCUUCAAAGAAGUAAUUACGAUAUUCAUCAGGGCAACACGAUUGCAAACGCCAAGACUUCAGAUAUUGCUGCAAUGGUGGUGGUGCAAGCUUGGCUUCAGGAAGGAAAAGACGAUGCUGACGUAUUUGAACUUCUUGACGUGAUAAGUGAACCAAAUGGUAUCGAUCCUCGAUCUCUUCGUGUCUGGGCGUAUUUUGUAAAAAAGCUUAACGCUGCCACGUAUCGAGACAACAUUCCGGAUGAGGCUCGGUUGAUUACGCGCUUGCUGAAUUACGCAAAUGAAAGCGCUCUGGCAAGAGCGCUGGCAAAGUUGAAACAUAAAGAGCCUGAACAACACAUGUCCUUGUUCUUAACACGCUUGCAAAACGAACAUUUUCAGCUGUGGAAGUCAAGAUACCAUGACAGGGAGAAGGUUAAACAGUACUUGGUUGACAAUCAUAUCAAUGAUGAGAGCGUUCAAAUGAUUAUGGUGGACUACGACCUUUUUCUUAAGGGCUCUUGA